UGCAUGGAAGGAGGGGAGGGGAAAGGCCGUUACGUUGCGGGCAACGGCCAGGGCAGUGAAGCGGCAGUCAGUGUUGGUGCCGGAGGCUUCCGCGUUCACUGUUGGGGCUGGUGCGCCGCGUCAGGACGAAGGGCGGCUUCUGUCAGGCUCUGUCCGUUACGGUGGGGAGGGGAGAGGGGGCAUGAAGCUGUGAGGGGCCGCGAGCCGAAGGGAGCGGGGAAGGAGCGCGGCCGCAGGCAGGCGAGAGGAAGAGGAGGAGGAGGCGCGGAGCGAUGUCUCAGCCGCCUCAGCAACAUCCGCCUCAGCAGGAGCAGCAGCCGGUGGCCGCGCCGGUCUCGAAGAAGAGGGACCGGAGGAUCUUCUCGGGGACUUGCCCGGAUCCCAAGUGCCAGGCGCGGCUGUUCUUCCCGGCGCACGGGCCUCUGAGCAGCGGGAGCAUCGAGUGCACGGACUGCGGGCAGCGCCAUGAGCAGCGGCAACUGCUGGCGGUGGAGGAGGUGACGGACCCGGACUUGGUGCUGCACAACUUGCUGCGGAACGCGCUGCUGGGGGUGAGCGGGGCGGGGCCCCCCAGGAAGAACACCGAGUUGGUGAAAGUCAUGGGCCUGUCCAACUACCACUGCAAGCUGCUGUCUCCCAUCUUGGCCCGCUAUGGCAUGGACAAGCAGACGGGCAAGGCCAAGCUCCUGACCGAGAUGAACCAGGGGGAUAUCUUUGACUGCGCUCUUCUGGGCGACCGUGCCUUCCUCAUUGAGCCUGAGCAUGUCGACACGGUAGGGUAUGGCAAAGACCGCUCCGGCAGCCUUCUCUACUUGCACGACACCUUGGAGGAUAUCAAGAAGGCCAACAACAGCCAGGAGUGCCUCAUCCCGGUCCACGUGGAUGGGGAUGGCCAUUGCUUGGUGCACGCGAUCUCCCGGGCGCUGGUGGGCAGGGAGCUGUUCUGGCACGCUUUGCGGGAGAAUCUCAAGAAGCACUUUAGGGAGAAUCUCAGCCGCUACAAAGCUCUCUUUCACGACUUCAUUGAUGCGGCAGAAUGGGAAGACAUCAUAAACGAAUGUGAUCCUUUGUUUGUUCCCCCAGAGGGUGUACCAAUGGGCCUUCGAAACAUCCACAUAUUUGGAUUGGCCAAUGUGCUGCACCGGCCCAUCAUCCUCUUGGAUUCCCUGAGCGGAAUGCGUAGUUCAGGAGACUACUCUGCCACUUUUCUACCUGGAUUGAUACCAGAAGAAAAAUGCAUGGGAAAAGAUGGCAUGUUGAACAAACCUCUCUGUAUUGCCUGGAGUAGUUCUGGCCGUAACCAUUAUAUUCCUCUGGUUGGGAUAAAAGGUGCUGCUUUGCCUCAAUUGCCUAUGAAAUUACUUCCUAAAGCUUGGGGAGUACCUCAGGACCUUAUUAAAAAAUACAUCAAAUUGGAAGAUGAUGGUAGUUGUGUGAUUGGGGGUGACAGAAGUUUGCAAGACAAAUAUUUGAUGAGGUUGGUUGCUGCCAUGGAAGAGGUUUUCAUGGAUAAGCAUGGCAUUCAUCCCAGUUUAGUAGCUGAUGUACACCAGUAUUUCUAUAGAAGGACUGGUGUAAUAGGAGUUCAGCCUGAAGAUGUCACAGCAGCUGCUAAAAAGGCAGUGGUGGACAACCGCCUUCACAAGUGUCUCAUUUGUGGUGCCCUUUCAGAACUUCAUGUUGCUCCUGAGUGGUUGGCACCUGGAGGGAAACUGUAUAAUUUGGCAAAAAGUACCCAUGGCCAGCUAAGGCCUGAUAAAAAUUAUAGUUUCCCUCUUAACAAUUUGGUAUGUGCCUAUAAUCCAGUUAAGGAUGUACUUGUACCUGAUUAUAACUUGAGUAAUUUGACUGUCUGUAACUGGUGCCAUGGAACAUUGGUGCGCCGUGUCAGAAAUGAUGGUUCUGUUGUGUAUUUGGAUGGGGACAGAACUAAUACCAGAUCGACAGGUGGUAAAUGUGGUUGUGGAUUCAAGCAUUAUUGGGAAGAUAAGGAGUAUGACAAUCUCCCUGAAGCUUUCCCAAUUACUCUAGAGUGGGGUGGGAGAGUGGUGAGAGAGACAGUAUACUGGUUUCAGUAUGAAAGUGAUCCUUCUCUAAACAGCAAUGUGUACGAUGUUGCAAUGAAACUUGUUACCAAGCAUUUUCCUGGAGAAUUUGGCAGUGAGAUUCUUGUCCAGAAAGUUGUCAAUACCAUUCUACAUCAAACAGCCAAAAAGAACCCUGAUGAUUAUACGCCUGUAAACAUUGAUGGUGCUCAUGCCCGAAGAGUUGAUGAUGUGCAGCAAGGACAAGACUUGGAAUCUCAACUUCCAACCAAAAUAAUUCUUACUGGUCAGAAAACAAAAACAUUGCACAGGGAAGAGCUAAAUAUGAGUAAAACUGAAAGAACUAUUCAGCAAAACAUUGCAGAACAGGCACCUAUAAUGCAGAAACGCAAAACAGAAAAAUUGAAACAAGCACAAAAAGUGCCACCUAGAACAUCUUCCCCAGGUUCUGUUCCUGAUGGGCCAUCUUCUGCACCUGCUACACCUACAAAGACUCCUUAUUCCCCAACAUCUACAAAAGAGAAGAAAAUACGCAUAACAACAAAUGAUGGGCGGCAGGCCAUGCUCACUUUGAAAUCCACAACCACAUUUCUAGAACUGCAAGAAAGCAUCGCUAGAGAAUUUAAUAUUCCUCCCCAUUUGCAAUGUAUUCGAGUUGGCUUUCCUCCCAAAGAGCUUUUGCCACCCAAAGAAGGGCAGGAAAAUGAACCUGUUCCUCUACUGCAUGGUGACAGAGUAACUAUAGAGAUUCUCAAAGGCAAGGAGGAGAGCAGCCAGACAGCUUCAGUUCACUCGGCCCAUGCUGUGAAACUUGAUGAUGCUGCUGUUACUAGUAAAAUUGCUUCCAAGGAAAUCCAAGAACAAAUCGACAAGGAAAUGUACUCUCUGUGUCUUCUAGCAACAUUUAUGGGAGAAGAUGUCUGGUCUUAUGCAAAAGGACUUCCUCACUUGUUCCAUCAGGGUGGUGUGUUCUACAAUAUAAUGAAGAAAACAAUGGGUCUGGCUGAUGGUAGGCAUUGUACUUUUCCACACUUGCCUGGUAAGACCUUUGUGUACAAUGCAGCAGAAGAUAGAGUGGAACUUUGUGUGGAUGUUGCUGGGCAUUUUCCUGUGGGCGCCGAUGUUGAAGACUUGGUUAAGGAGGCCCUAAGCCAAGUGCGAGCAGAAGCUUCUUCAAGAAGCCGGGAAGCAAGUCCUUCACAUGGACUCCUAAAGUUAGGUAGCGGUGGCGUAGUUAAAAAGAAGUCAGAGCAACUUCACAAUAUAACAGUGUUUCAAGGGAAAGGCCAUUCAUUAGGAAGUGCAGCUGGUAGCCAAUCACUUCAUCAAAGAGCUAGGGAAGCUCCACUGUUAAGAAAGCAAAGCACAAGCACAGACUUCAGUCCAAGUUCUGCUAAAUCUGAGUCUUCAGUGUACACAGGUGAUUCUGGAAACAGUGAGCUAAUACGGAUAGCUCCUGGAGUAGGAACCAUGAGAGACAGCAGGCAGCUUGAUCCUAAUUUGAUUGAGGCACAACGGAAAAAAUUGCAGGAAAUGGUUUCUUCGAUUCAGGCUUCAAUGGACAGACACAUGCGGGAUCAGAAUACAGAGCAGUCGGCGACACAAGACUUCUCUCAAAGGAAACUGGAAGCCGCAAGUCCAUCUAUUAAAACAAGGAGCCCUCAGACUGGUUUGUCUGAAUCCUUUUCUUUAUCAAGUGGCAGCGGACAUCUGAAUGCAGAAACAACUGACAGUAACAUGUCAAAUGCAGUGGGAACAACAUUCUCCACAAGAUCAAAAGCACAGAAGGGAAAUUCUGUGGAAGAGCCUGAAGAGAUGGAUAGUCAAGAUGCAGAAAUCACUAAUACAUCUGAGCCAAUGGAUCAUUCAUGAAUAGUUAACAACUGAUAAAAUACAAGAGAUUACUGUGCAAAUGUAAUGUUUGUUGGCUGGGCCACAUAAGAUUAGUAAUUGAAUCUUGUAUGUUUCAAAGAUUAUAUCUUACUCAUUGCAUGAUAGCAAGUGUGUGAUAGACAAUAGCUUUUAAUAUGCCAUUUUGCUGCCCAGGUUAGCUCUCAGUUACCUGUAAAUUAGUUAUUAGAAUAUGCACUGGGAUGAAUAUCUGCUGUAGAUGUGGGUUCUUUUUUUGUAAUUUUAUUUCUGUUAAAGUCUUAAUCCUCCAGCCCAUGUGAAAUCAUUAUGUUUCAAAGAUUAAUAUGUGAAAAGAAAAUCUGACAAAUGUAGUGUGUUGGUUCCAGCAUAAAGAGGCAUUCCCUUAGAUCUGAACACUUUGCAUCCAUUUAGAUUUUCAGGUUUCUCAAAAACCCACGUAUAUUUAUUGAGAUCUCUUUAAAAGUUGUACAUUUAAAGAAUGAUAGGGCAAAGUGCUAUAUAGUAUAAGAUGAAUCUAAAGCAAAGGUGAUGCAGCAAUGCAUGGCGGACUGAGCCAGCACAGCUUUUUCAUUGCCCUGUUGGCUAAUGAUUGCAUGUUUAAUUUUGAGCUGGUAAAGUACUAUCGUGUGCUUUACAUUGCAAAGGCAGUAGUAUGCAAGUAUUUUAAGAAACUGCAGCAGGCUAAUAAGGAAUUGCUUUUUGUGCAGGAAGAUUUUGAAAAAUAACAGUUGGUUAUCAGUGCUGGCUAUUAACACUUUCUAAGCAUGUUGGAUUAAUGGAAUUUAACAGAAGUUUCAUCAGAUUUUCAGCAGUAUAGUAACAGUUUCUUUUUGACUCCUGAAAUGGGAAAUCCUUAGUGUUUCACUUUUAUGCAAGUCUUCAUGCAUCACGUCGAUUAAACUGUCAUCCACUUAAACAGCAUAUUCAUCAGAUCUACAGUGCUAUUUUUUACUAAGCAGCCAUAGUAUUUGCUCCGUAAAGAUAGAAUAUUUAUCUUGAUACUGAUGUUGCACUUUUGCCUCUUUGCUUAUUUCUAUUUUAUGUGCAUUAUUACUGCUUCAUCUAAUGAAAAUAAACUUGAAACAGUAAACGACUUAUAAUACAGAAGAGAUACUGAAAAGAAAUCUGAAGUGCUUAGCUAUUGAAGCCAGUGUUUACUCAACAUGCAAGUUUUACCUGGUCCACAAAUACUAAGUUUGUAUUAAUGUUUAUAUUCUGAAAAUAUGCUCACACUUUCUGCAGUUAUAAUCACACAGGAAACCUCUAAGCAAUGCUAUGAUAAAAUGUCCUAAGUAAGGGAAGGUUUAUUUUUUAUAUGGGAAAUUAACCGAAGGUAAAACUGCCUUGGUUCAUUCAACUAUAUUAAUCCAUUCAAACACCCUUUUUGCUUUUCUCAUUCAGGGACUAAAUCUUUUGUUAUUUCAUGCACUGCUUAUAUAUAAAACAUACAAAUACAACUUUCAUAAAUAAAUGAUUUCAAAUAUAUAGUUUUGCUGCUUAAUUUGGUCAAGAAAUGAAAUAUGUGAUGUAAAUAGGGAAUUCUAAAAUUGAUCAUGCCACACAACAGGAUGCUUGAGGUGGAAUAUAAAAAAACCACUGUAACUUCUAACAAACGCACAACCAGACUUGUGGCCGUGGCCCAAAGUGUUAUCCAUUUGCAAGGCAUUGUGCAGGGGUGGGUGAUAUUGGGCUUUCUGGCACAGCAAUAUCCCAUGCCCCAGUUUAAAAGGUAGCCUUUAAUAUAUUAUGAGAUGGCUUGUGAGACAAACCAGAAUGUAACUACUCUUUCUCUGACCAUAUGGAUAUCUGCACUGGAUAUCUAAAUCCUGAAAAUUCAGUUAACAUCUCUGGCCUCUAUCACAUAAGCUUGGGAAUUCCAGUAUUUUUGGAAAUAUUUUUGUGGGGGAUUUAUAGCACAGAGCUACGGUUCCUAGGAUUCUUUGGAUGAGAAUCAUGGCCACUGCUAGCUUAAAAUUGGCUUGGAUUAUAGGGUUGAUAAACAGCCUGGUGGUUUGAUAUUUUUCUUCUUAGCUUGGAAAUACUUUGGUGGUUUUUCAUUGUGUGCAAAGGAGGGUAAUUGUCAACAUCCUUUACGCAAAAAUGCAUGUAUAAAUGAGCAAGAGCUGUAAAGUUGGGAAGGCAUGGGUGAUUUUAUAAUUUAAUGUGGUGUGAACUAAGAGUUAAGUACAUCUUUUCUGUUCCUUGUAGAAAUCCUUUCUCUUGAGGAAUUGUGUUAUGACUCUUCAUUUUUCCCUACUCAGAAAAUAAAAAUACAAAGUUAUUCACUUUGUAUUCUUGCCCCUGUGUGAUGUGUUGAAAAGAUGUUUGCAAUGCUCUGUUUGUAAAAUGAAAAUAGUAAAGGAUUAGGACAGGGCUGGGAAACCUGUGACCUUCUAGAUGCCAUUCAGCUUAAUCCACCUCAGCCAGCAUGGCCAAUAUUCAUGGAAGGCCACAAGUUUUCCCAUCCUGGCUUAGGAGUGUUAUGGAAAAAAUACUGCUGUAGCUGUAAGUAUGUUGGGGAAGGUUAACAUUUAAUUUUUUAUAUUGCAAGUGUGCAAUGUAGGCUUAUCUCCAUCAAAGUUAAUGGGAUUAAUGUGCACAAAUAAAUGGUGGUCUCAUUCACUUUGAUGACACAUAGUUGCCACUAACGUGAUAUAUUUCACUUAGUGAGCUUAAGCACAUGCAACUAGUUACAGGAUUGCAGCUUCAGCGAGUGAUUGAGAGUCCUCUAUAAAAUGAAUUUAUGGAAAAUCUCAGAUGUGGCAAGGGGAUGCCUGAAGUGCAUUUCCUUUAGACAUUUCAAAAUUCUGUCUCUUAUUAUUCACCAACCGUCAGGCUUUCUGAUAUGUGUGGGUCUAAAAUUUGACAAUUGAAAGGCCAUGGUUUUCUUUCAAACACUGUUAAGUCGGUCAAAAAAGCUUGUUCUUGAACAGCCAGUUUAAUGUAUAUAUAAAAAUAUGAAUGGGAAGUGGGAAUACAGUAGUAGCACAGCAGCACCAAUACACUGGUUUACUCAGGAGGGAGUAAAUUCUGUACAAUCAGAGAAGAAAAA
Messenger RNA from Podarcis muralis (Common wall lizard), 6969 nucleotides. RefSeq names its product valosin containing protein interacting protein 1 (gene VCPIP1). NCBI's taxonomy places the organism in Eukaryota, Metazoa, Chordata, Lepidosauria, Squamata, Lacertidae. Gene Ontology annotation, molecular function: cysteine-type deubiquitinase activity. Gene Ontology annotation, biological process: Golgi reassembly; endoplasmic reticulum membrane fusion; protein K11-linked deubiquitination. The record is from RefSeq and is a predicted model, not a curated record.